ACUUGAAUGGAGGUUAUAUAAUUGGACAAGGAAAGAGUUCCCACUAGUUUUGGAAACCAAGACUGGUGAUGAGCUGAUUAAGUCCAGUACUUUCUACUGCAAAGUAGAUAAUUCUGUAGACAGGAAUCAGUCUCCGCCCCCACUACAGUGUCUUUGCAAACAUGGUUUUGAUGGCAACCCCUAUAUUCAUAAUUGUCAAGGUAAACCUUAUCCUUACUAAUUAAUUAACAGCAACUACGCAGUCAUUUAUAACAAUACAUAAUUUAAGUAAAUAAAAGUCUCCAAAUUACAUCUUUACCAUUCAAAAUUUGAUAAAUAAAGUAUUAUUACUUAAAUUUAUUCUUUUAAUUACCUAUUUAUUUAAAUUCACUCUUCAAUGUACAUUUACUUAGUUUCAAAAUUAUAAACAUUAUCUAUAAAAUGAAUUAUAGUUCUAUAGUAUAUAUAUAAAUAUUUAUAUUAAUAAUUUCUACAUAUAUUAAAUCUAAGGGCAAUUCUUUAGUCCCUCACUUGCUUUGGAGGGACUAAAUCCAUCAUAAAUUUUUAACCAUUAGAUUAAACUAUAAAGAUUGUCAGCCAUCAGAUCAAUUUAUUUUGUAAAAAUUUGUUAAAAUACCACACUACCCUUAAAAAUUUGUAACUGGUUAGAAUUUUUUUUUCGGUGGGGUCUAUUACUCUUUAUCAAUCAAUUGCUUAAAAAAAAAAGCAAUCAUUCGUCUUUCUUCUUCCCUCACGUCCAUCAUCUGUGCAUGCAUUUCCUUCUCACUUCAAAAGACCAUAUUUGUCUUCCCAUCUCAAUCCUUGUCGGCAUGGCUGCUGUAACCUCAAGAAUGCAACUCUAACUCAGUGGACCCAGUCGAUUUUCUACUCCACCCAACUGCCAAGUCGACUCUAACUCUGAAUCUCCCUUUCCUAUUAUAUCUAUUAUUUGUUUGUGUAUUUUUGGUUGGGCAUUAGAUAUAUGUUGAUUCUUCUUUUGGAUAUACUCCAUGAAUCAAUCAUUUCAACUGGUUGUAAAAUAUCUCCAUCUCUUUCAUUCUCAUGGGUUGGCGGCGACAAGGCGUAGAGCACAUGCACGAGGCUAGAAACGGUGGCUCAACUUCUCCAUUACAGUGGGUUGAGUUCUUCGCUAACGGUGGCUAACAGAGCUCUUCGCACGUGAUGGUGGCCUUGGGCGUAGAGCACAGGCACGAGGCUAUAAACAGUGGCUCAACUUCUCCAUUACGGUGUGUCGAGUUCUUCGCAAACGGUGGCUAACAGAGCUCUUCGCACUUGAUGGUGGCCUUGGAUGUUUGUUUGACUCUUCCCGGAAGCCAUUUAUGCUAUGAGUCAAAGAGACACACUACAUCCAAGAAGCUCAUUUUAGGACUUAGCAUGGGUUUCGGGUUGUUAGUUUUUACAAUUGCUGCUUGGUGUUCUCGCAAUGCCUUAAAAAAAAGAGAAAGAGUAAAACGCAAGGAGAAGUUUUUUAAACGAAACGGUGGCUUAUUAUUGCAGCAACAAAUGUCUUCGACAAACAAAGUUAAUGUUGAACAAACAAAGGUAUUCACUUCAAAGGAGUUAAAAAAGGCUACUGAUAACUUCAACGUGAAUAGAAUUCUUGGACAAGGAGGACAAGGGACAGUCUUUAAAGGGAUGUUGUCAGAUGGAAGAAUUGUUGCUGUGAAAAUGUCUAAGAUACUUGAUGAGGGAAAAAUCACGGAAUUCAUAAAUGAGAUUGUCAUUUUAUCACAAAUCAACCAUAGAAAUGUGGUUAAAGUGUUAGGAUGUUGUUUAGAGACUGAAGUUCCACUUCUAGUCUAUGAAUACAUACCUAAUGGAACUCUUUCAGAAUAUAUUCAUAACAGGAAUGACGAUUUUCCAUUUACAUGGAAAAUACGUUUAAGAGUUGUCACAGAAAUAGCAAGUGCUCUAUCCUAUUUACAUUCUUCAACAUCUUCUCCUAUUUAUCAUCGAGAUAUUAAGUCUACCAACAUACUCUUAGAUGAGAAGUACAGAGUAAAAAUUGCAGAUUUUGGAACUUCAAAAUCAGUCAACAUAGAUCAAACUCAUGUGACUACGCAAGUACAUGGGACAUUUGGCUACUUAGAUCCAGAAUACUUUCAAUCGAACCAAUUCACAGACAAGAGUGAUGUUUAUAGUUUUGGUGUACUUCUUGUUGAACUUUUAACAGGCCAGAAAGCCAUUUCAUUGACAAGGUCGCAAGAGGGUAGAAGUCUAGCCACAUAUUUCAUUGUUUCAAUGCAACGGAAUCAGGUAUUUGACAUUCUUGAUACCAGCGUGUUGGAGGGCCCCAGAGAUGAGAUUUUGGCAGUUGCCAAUAUUGCCAAAAGAUGUUUGAAUUUAAACAGUAGAAAGAGGCCUUCUAUGAAAGAAGUGACAGUAGAGUUGGAGGGGAUCGAAAUAUCAAAGAGAGCCUCAGCGCAGGCUCAAACUCAACUCUGUGAAGAGUUUGAAUAUGUUAGAACACAGGAAAUUGAGCCGUGGGAUGUUGUUUCAACAUCAAUUGGGUUGUCUUCGGACAAUAAUUCUGGCGAUCGUUACGAACUUCCCCUAUUGUCCUUCACAAACUGAAAAAGGAUUGGUAGUAUAUGUUUCCAUUUCAUUUUGUAAAAUUUAUUUUGUUGGUUGUUUAUGAUGGAUUUAUUAUGUAAAAUUUUCAUUUUAUGUAUCGUAAUUACAUUAUGUAUUCAUAUUGUAAAGAA
Humulus lupulus (European hop) is the source of this 2705-nucleotide messenger RNA. RefSeq names its product wall-associated receptor kinase-like 22. Gene Ontology annotation, biological process: protein phosphorylation; cell surface receptor signaling pathway. The transcript has 4 exons. Bases 1276 to 2574 code for a protein of 432 amino acids. Gene Ontology annotation, molecular function: protein serine/threonine kinase activity; ATP binding; polysaccharide binding. Gene Ontology annotation, cellular component: plasma membrane. The record is from RefSeq and is a predicted model, not a curated record. Lineage: Eukaryota; Viridiplantae; Streptophyta; Magnoliopsida; Rosales; Cannabaceae.